AGAGAGAGUCAUGUGACCCGAAACGAGAUUCAAAAUGGCGGCACCCAAGGAAAACGUGGACGCUAAAAUGUCAGCAGACGAAAAAGAAGUAUAUUGUCAAAUUGAAGCAACUGUACCAACUGGAUUUGAGGUUACAGCGAAGCUUGAAGCUCUUGAUGUAUUUAAGACUGAAGCGAAAGCCGCAAGAGGUCACAUCGUCAUCAAAGUUCCGAUAAAGGAUGUCAAAAAGGUGCUGGAGCUUGGAUGUGUGGACAACUGUUUUGUCGUCAUGACCGAGAUCAAGAAAUUUCAAUUUGCUGAUGAUGAAAUGAAAUGUAUGUCACAACUGCGAAACCUUGUUCCAGAUUUAGAUUGGGACCUGGGACUACAGGCGUGGAAUAAGGUGUAUGACUUCCCCCACUCCAUCGCUUCCCGCCCUUCCGUCAUACCAGCUGACCUUGGAGAACCAAUCAGCACUAAGGAUAUCUUCAGACCAAAGAAACAACCAAAAGUACGCAAUGCCAAAGACUCUAAUAAAAGGCUCUGGACCACAAGGUACAAGGAUAGAAAGAAAAACAAACGGGACAAUAUCUCAACAGAAGAAACGGAAAAUGUGAAGAAAGGGGACUGCCAAGUUGAUUCACCAUCACAAGAGAGUCGAGGCGACAACCAAUCAGAUGCAGGAACUUUGUCAUGUGAUAUAGAUGCCGGUGUCACAGAUAAAGCCUCCUCAGAAGGAAAGGCUUCUGGUGACAUCGACAAAAUUUCAGCAGAUUCAUCAGCUACAGAAAAAAAGAUAGGGGAUGAAUCUCAGGCGGAAGAAGGACCGUCCAAAAAGCAGAAAGUUAAAAUCACUUCCUGGGACCCAAACAUGCCAGCAUUCCGCGUGACCUGUAAGCGAGCAGGAACAAAUCACAAGUUUGACUCCAUGUGUGCCGCUUCUAAUUUUGGGGCGGCCAUCAACAACUACUUCAACUGGAAUGUAGACAUGGUAAAAUUUGACAUUGAGGUGGUGUUGAAUAUCAGUGAGAAUGACAUUCGUGUGUGUUUGGCCCUCACCAAAGGUAGCUUACACAAGAGGAACAUCGUCUCCUUUGGUCCCACCACCCUUAGGGCCACUAUUGCAUACAGCAUGCUAAGAUUAUGUGAAAUCAAGCCUGGAGAUGUUGUCUGUGAUCCAAUGUGUGGUACUGGAAGUAUCCCUAUAGAGAUGGCACAACAUUGGAAAACAAACUUUGUCAUUGGUGGAGAUGUCUCUCAGAGAUUUCUGUCGCGAGCCGUUGAAAAUGUUGAAAAUGUCAACAAAAAGAGAGCGGAAAAGGAAAAAGGCGAUGUUGCAGCAGACCUCAUGCACUGGGAUGCAAAGAGGCUGCCUCUGAGGAAUAGCUGUGUAGAUGUGUUUAUCACCGACCUGCCAUUCGGAGUGAGGAUGGGAUCUUUUGCCAAGAACUGGAAGCUGUAUGCUGACUCUAUGGAGGAAAUGGCUCGAGUUUGUACCCCUAAAACAGGGCGAGUUGUACUCCUAACACAGGACCAGAAGUGUAUACAUAAGACCAUGGCCAUGUUUAGUAAGUUCUGGACAAGAAAGUCCACCAUAGGCAUCAACCAGGGGGGCAUAGCGGCAGCAGUGUACGUCCUGGUCCGCACUGCCGAGGCAUACCACAGAGGUAUACAGAACACAGAAGUAGAUCCGUCCACCAGCAUGAGCAAAGGGGAGGAAACACAAGUGAAAACUCAGCAGGACAAAUGAGGCAUUGUCAACAUUCUUAGAGGGAAUAAACUGAUUUCAUCAGACGUGAAUAGUAAUUCCUUCAUCACACAUUGAGGUUUCCUUUCGCAUGAAGCAUUAUAAGAGAAAGUGGUACAAGGUUAAAUAACCAGUUUGAUGCCAUAGGUUAUCCUAGUCUAAUGUCAACAUUUAGGUAUAUAUAAUUUUAGAUUAUGAUUAUAAGCUAACAAAACUUUAAAGGUUUGAGUGUUGCUUCAACUGUUAUGUAGUGUGGUGAGAGUGUGAAUAGAAAUUGUAUCAGUUUUGCUUUGUACAAUAAAAGAUGUCUUGUUUUGGGAAACUCUAU
This is a messenger RNA of Mizuhopecten yessoensis (Yesso scallop), 2054 nucleotides long. Its product is annotated as THUMP domain-containing protein 3-like. Gene Ontology annotation, molecular function: RNA binding; tRNA (guanine) methyltransferase activity. The record is from RefSeq and is a predicted model, not a curated record. Gene Ontology annotation, biological process: tRNA methylation. The transcript has 9 exons. The coding region runs from base 35 to 1729 and encodes 564 amino acids. Lineage: Eukaryota; Metazoa; Mollusca; Bivalvia; Pectinida; Pectinidae.